UUUUGCGGACUGUGCGGUGUGUGUGUGUAUUACAGCUUGUACAAAUAUGAAACGGCUGACAGUAAUACGUAUAAAAUAAAAAAAAUAUAUAUAUAUAAUAAUAAAAGCAUGUCGCGUGUUAAUGACGCAAUACUUUUGACAUUGGCAUGGAGCGGAACAGACUAUAGCGGACUCAGGAUUUGGUGUAGUUAUGGCUUUUCGCUGGCUUUCAAGAUCUCUUUCUGGGCUUCUCGUGGAAACGGCGUCCAUAAAUCGUCAGAGGAAUUUCAGUGUAUCUGCUGUUGCCGCAGCCAUUCAGAAAAUGACAAGAGUACGUGUAGUGGACAACAGCUCUCUUGGAAAUACGCCAUAUCACCGUCCACCAAGAGUGAUCCACGUCUACACCAAGAACGGCGUAGGAAAAGUUGGUGACAGAGUGUUACUUGCCAUUAAAGGACAGAAGAAGAAAGCAUUCAUCGUCGGACACAAAAUGCCUGGAGAACGCAUGACUCCACGCUUUGAUUCUAACAAUGUUGUCCUGAUUGAGGACAAUGGGAACCCCACAGGAACAAGGAUUAAAGUCCCUAUACCCACACAUCUACGUAAAUUAGAGGGAGAUUACUCUAAAGUAUUGGCAAUUGCUAAUUCGUUUGUCUAAUUGCAUCAUAUAUGAACAUUUUGUGCUCAAGUUGUCUUCAAUAAACU
Archocentrus centrarchus (flier cichlid) is the source of this 684-nucleotide messenger RNA. It is a transcript of the gene mrpl14, whose product is annotated as mitochondrial ribosomal protein L14. Bases 191 to 637 code for a protein of 148 amino acids. Gene Ontology annotation, cellular component: ribosome; mitochondrion. Gene Ontology annotation, molecular function: structural constituent of ribosome. Gene Ontology annotation, biological process: translation. NCBI's taxonomy places the organism in Eukaryota, Metazoa, Chordata, Actinopteri, Cichliformes, Cichlidae. The transcript has 3 exons. The record is from RefSeq and is a predicted model, not a curated record.